Molecule: messenger RNA, 4940 nt
Organism: Osmerus eperlanus (European smelt)
Lineage: Eukaryota; Metazoa; Chordata; Actinopteri; Osmeriformes; Osmeridae
Gene: clocka
Product: clock circadian regulator a
Exons: 22
Coding region: 603-3293 (896 amino acids)
Biological process (GO): regulation of transcription by RNA polymerase II; circadian regulation of gene expression
Cellular component (GO): CLOCK-BMAL transcription complex; nucleus; cytoplasm
Molecular function (GO): E-box binding; protein dimerization activity; DNA-binding transcription factor activity, RNA polymerase II-specific
Source: RefSeq, a predicted model, not a curated record
CCUAGCUGUUGUUCCAACUGAGUUGAGCCCCGCACAGCGGAGCCGUCUACUGCUCGCGAUAAAUUAGAGCAAUAAAAUCCCGACGGACGGACAAACAUUCAAGAUCCCAGAGUCAACAAGGAGUCUUCUGGUUCUUCGAGGGUUCCCAGAUAAAACAUGUGACUGGUGACCUUCCUGUGCGUUUCUCAGGCCAAAUCUGCUGCUGGACCCCAGACUGUCCACCCCAAACCCAGGACCACUGACCUGUCCUGACCCCCUGACCUGUCCCAACCCCUGAACUUUGACCUCCGACCUGGCAGGUCCUCCCAUGUAGCUGUCAUGUGGUACCUCACCACGCGCAGCAGACGGAAAACACAGCACAGCAACGCCUUCCUGGUGACCUCUGACCUUUGACCCGGGAGCUGGCCAGUGGUGAACCCUGCAGCGUCUCCUGCUGUACCUGCCUAGCUCCGACACAGCCCCCCCCCCCCGACCCCUGCCCCCCACCCACCCGCCCCAAACGCCCUCGCCUCAAUCCAGCAGGACAAGAGGCUUGUUCACCAAUGUCUACCUCACGGUUAAAAAAACCCUCUCCACCACGGCAACCCUGAACAGCCCACAACAUGACCUCUAGCAUAGACCGGGAUGACGGCAGUAUCUUUGAUGGAUUAAUGGAAGAAGAUGAAAAAGACAAAGCUAAACGCGUGUCCCGGAACAAGUCUGAGAAGAAGAGGAGAGACCAGUUCAAUGUUCUCAUUAAGGAGCUGGGCACCAUGUUGCCUGGCAACACACGCAAGAUGGACAAGUCCACCAUCCUGCAGAAGAGCAUUGACUUCCUGCGUAAGCAUAAAGAAAUCGCUGCUCAGUCGGAGUCCAGUGAGAUCCACCAGGACUGGAAACCCACUUUCCUCAGUAAUGAAGAGUUCACUCAGCUGAUGCUGGAGGCUCUGGAUGGCUUCUUCCUGGCCAUCAUGACAGAUGGAAACAUCAUCUAUGUUUCUGAAAGUGUCACCUCGCUGCUAGAACACCUACCUUCUGACCUGGUGGAUCAGAACCUGCUGAACUUCCUCCCUGCGGGGGAGCACUCAGAUGUGUACAAGGCCCUGUCCUCCCACGUCCUGGAGGGAGAGCCGCUCACCCCAGAGUACAUGAAGACUAAAAACCAGCUGGAGUUCUGUUGCCACAUGCUCCGAGGAACUAUCAACCCCAAAGAGCCUCCCGUGUACGAGUACGUCAAAUUCAUUGGGAACUUCAAAUCCCUGAAUAAUGUGCCUAAUUCUACUCUGAACGGUUUCGACGGAGUCAUCCAGCGAUCCCUCCACUCGUCGUUUGGGGACCGAGUGUGUUUUAUAGCAACUGUGAGAUUAGCCAAACCCCAGUUCAUCAAGGAGAUGUGCACGGUGGACGAGCCGAACGAGGAGUUCACCUCCAGGCACAGCUUGGAGUGGAAGUUUCUCUUCCUGGACCACAGGGCUCCUCCCAUCAUAGGCUACCUGCCGUUCGAGGUGCUGGGGACCUCGGGGUACGACUACUACCACGUGGACGACCUGGAGACGCUGGCCAAGUGUCACGAGCAGUUACUGCAGUACGGAAAGGGGAAGUCGUGCUACUACAGGUUUCUCACCAAGGGCCAGCAGUGGAUCUGGCUGCAGACGCACUACUACAUCACCUACCACCAGUGGAACUCCCGGCCCGAGUUCAUCGUCUGCACACACACGGUGGUGAGCUACGCCGAGGUGAGGGUCGAGCAGCGCAGGGAGCUGGGGAUCGAGGAGGCCCUGCCGGAGAUCUCUGCAGAGAAGGGUCGGGACUCGGGCUCCGAGUCCCAGCUGAACACGUGCGGUCUGAAGGAGGCGCUGGAACGCUUCGACCGCAGCCGCACGCCUUCCGCCUCCUCGCACAGCUCCCUCAAGUCCUCCUCCCGCACCGCCGUGUCCGACCCUGGCUCGUCUCAGACCAAGGUGCAGACAGACAGAACUGCUCCCGCACGCCAGCCCGCCAUCGAGAGAACAUCGCAGCGAAGGUCGUCUAUCAGCAGCCAGCAGUCUAUGAGCUCCCAAAACACCGGGCAGAACACGGCAACGUCCCUGGUGUCGCAGCAGCAGCAACAACAGCCACAACAACAACAACAGCAGCAGCAGCAGCAACAACAACAACAACAACAGAUUCAGCCAAGUAUCCAGCCCAUGCUGCAGUUCUCCAGCCAGAUGGACGCCAUGCAGCACCUGAAGGAGCAGCUGGAGCAGAGGACUCGCAUGAUCGAGGCCAACAUCCAGCGGCAGCAGCAGGAGCUGCAGCAGAUCCAGGACGAGCUCCAGAAGGUCCACGGGCAGGGCCUGCAGAUGUUCCUGCAGCCUGGUGCGGUGCAGCUGGCGCAGGGGGCCUCCGUGCCUCCGGGGGGCGCUGUCGCCAUGCAGGGCCAGGUGGUGGCAGGCCUUCAGAGCACACAGCAGCCUGCCCAGGCACAGGGCCUGCUACGAGAGCAGAGCUCAGCCCUCACACAGAGGUCGUCCCUUCCCCUGCAGGCCCAGCAGGGGGUUCUGCCUGCGUCUCUCUACAACACCAUGAUGAUCUCUCAGCCCGGCCAGCCCGGCAUGGUCCAGAUUGCCAGCAGCCUGGCCCAGAACUCCGGCCCCAACGCCGCUGCCAUGGCAACCUUCGCUCAGGACCGCUCUGGGCAGAUCCGGUUCCCUGCUGGAUCACAGCUCCUGACUAAGCUGGUGGCCGGGCCAAUGGGGUGUGGAGCGGUUAUGGUUCCGACCACCAUGUUCAUGGGUCAGGUGGUGACUGCAUUUGCGCCACAGGGAGGCCAGACACAGACCAUCAGCAUUGCCCAGCAGCAACCCCAGGACCAGGGGCAGAACCAGGGGCAACAGCAGACGCAGAACCAGGGGCAAACGCAGGGGCAACAGACUCCAGGUGUGCAGCAAGGCCAGGCCCAGCUUCCCCAACAGCAGCCCCAGUUCAUCCAGGCUCCUCGUCUGCUGCAUGGGAGCCAGCCCACCCAGCUGAUCCUGCAGGCAGCGUUCCCUCUGCCCCAGCCCGGGGCCUUCAGCACUGUGGCCCAGCAGCAGCAGCAGCUCCAGCAGCAGCAGCUCCAGCAGCAGCAGCAACAACAGCUCCAACAGCAGCAGCAGCAACAUCAGCAGCAGCAGCAACAGCUCCAACAACAACAACAAAUUCAACAACAACAACUACAUCAACUUCAGCAACAACAACAGCAGCAGCAGCAGCAGCAGCAGCAACAGCAACAACAGCUAUCCUCUCACAGGGCAGACAGCAUGCCCGACCGCUCUAGCACGCAGCCUCAGUAACUGGGCAACCACCAAACACACAUGGACUCCAUGGUAUGUGUGGUGGAGUCUGGUAGAACUGGAGGAACCAGAUUUGAGUCGGAGAUACCGGGGUCCAGGUGUGAGACGGAGACUCCAGAGACACACACCUGAAGAGACACCACCCCCAGAGAGAGGUGUCCAGGCCAGAGACUCGCCCAAGUCCAGGCCAUGGCUCCUGACUCCCACAGGAGACUCUCUCCUUGAUACAGAUUCUUGGCCCCGACCGCCACUACUGGUGUCUGGGGUCAUCUCAGUGCUUCAGUGUCGGGUUCCUCAGAGGUCAAACUCUCCAGCUGACAUCCUGUUGUUGUCAUAACGAUUUAUGGGUCCGAAAAGAAUUUUAGAAAAAGUGGAUUGAGCUGUGAUUGUACACAUAUGUAAAAUAAUAUGUAAAUAUACUAUAUGGACAAAAAGAAAGAGAACUAAUAUUUUAUAUGAUGCUGCAUGAAAUUAAAUGUGUGCUGUUAUUUGUAGCGUUGGAUAUGCUGUUUUCUAACGGGAGCAGAGAGGUUUGGACUGUGCAGCAGAGCGACAGCUGCAGUCUGUGUCACAGUUUGUUUAAUACUCACUCUGUCUGCAACUCUACUGAAACUUAUCGAUCUACAUCAUCGUUACAGACAUGUUUUAGACAUGUAAUAUUUUUAUACACAGUGUAGUGUUUUGUAGGUCAGUACAUACAGCUCUUAAUACCGAAAAGACUGAGAUUAUUCUUUUACCUCCAGGGUUGUUACGAUGGCGAUAGUCCAGGAUGUUACCCAAGUGACACUCCAGGAUGUUACCAUGGCAAUACUCCAGGGGCAUAACGCCAUACAUUUCCUGUCCUAAAGAUGCCAUAUUUUGCUAUAGGAAUAACCUCAGAUUUUUUAUGCAUUCUAUCAUGUUUUAAACGGUCACAGUUGAUCUCUUAACAUAUUUAUGUCACUGUUGCGGUGCAGGAUCACAAGUUUGCACGGUAACAACUUCUGGGUUGACGACCUCAUGUUGCAGUAUCUCAAGUUCACAAUGCAGGAACCCCCCCACACCCUCUGGUGGCUGUAGUACAGACACAACUCAGAUCUUGCAGUUCCCAAACACGUUUUAACGCAGUUGUAGAUGUGCUAGUUGUGAAGGCUGGUCGAGGACCGGAGUGGUCUUCACCUCAGCAGGACUGGCAGUGUGAGGCUGAGUAGGAGACACGCGAGGCUGGUCUCUCCCGAGAGACAAGGACCAUUCAUGCAGAGAGAGACCAGUCAGACAGCCUGCCCUAUGCAGGUCCUGGGGUACAGGGUGAGGCAGUGCAGUCCUUGAAUGAAUGUAAUUCAAUAUCACUGACACAACUCGUUUGCACGAAGACAAAAGCGUGAAGGACGGGGGGGGGGGGGGGGUGAUCAAGAGACAGACAAGGAUUUUAAGCGACACGUACACCUGGACGUGUGUGAAUAAAAUCAUGUUCGUGUCAAACUGUCAUUCCCCUGCCUUUUGCGACAGGAAACACCAACAGAGCUUUUAAACAAAUUGACACACAUGGACUGUGCAGGCUGUUGCUUGGAGACGGGACUGCAAAACUGAAAGCGUUUUUAUUUAAUUGGAUUUUACUGUCGUCGACAUGUUUGUUACAAGGGCCCAAUAAAUAUGAACUAUCUUCAA